This is a messenger RNA of Pistacia vera, 885 nucleotides long. RefSeq names its product ATP-dependent DNA helicase PIF1-like. The transcript has a single exon. The record is from RefSeq and is a predicted model, not a curated record. Lineage: Eukaryota; Viridiplantae; Streptophyta; Magnoliopsida; Sapindales; Anacardiaceae. The coding region runs from base 1 to 885 and encodes 294 amino acids.
AUGAGAUUGAAGACAAACUUGGUAAACCCAAUAGAAUUGGAAAACUUGAAGACUUUUGACAAAUGGUUACUUGAUAUUGGAGAAGGAAGGGACGUCGUAGAAGAUGAGAGUUACAUCCAAAUACUUGAAGACUUGAAAAUCGAUGAACAUACUAGUCACGAAGAAGCAAUUAUGAAUGCUGUUUUUCCAGAUUUAUCUACUCAGAUUAAUAAUAUUGACUACAUGAGAGAGAGAGAGCGAGCGAGAGCAAUAUUGACACCCAAAAAUGAGACAAUACAUAGAUUGAAUGACUAUAUCACCCAGAGUCUGCCAACAGAUGGAAAGACAUAUUUCAGCUUAGAUUGCACUUGCAAAGCAGCAGGUAUCUCAAACGAUGAUGAAAUUCUCUAUCCGACCGAAUUUCUUAAUUCUAUGAUGUGCUCCGACAUGCCUAAACAUGAAUUGCAUAUGAAAAUUGGCAUUCCGAUUAUGUUGCUGCGUAAUUUGAAUCAAUAUGAUGGUCUUUGCAAUGGAAACAAAUUGAUUAUAACCCAUUUAGAAAAGUGGUCCAUACAAGCAGUGAUUAUUACUGGGUCAAAUAUUAGGGAUAUUAUUACAAUUCCCAGAAUAAUAAUGUCGAAAGCAGAUAUGAAGUGGCCUUUUAGGUUGAGGAGAAGACAGUUACCUAUGACAGUUAGCUUUUGUAUGACAAUAAACAAAAGCCAAGGUCAAUCACUCAAAACAGUUGGAUUGUAUAUGAAACAUCAGGUCUUUACACAUGGUCAAUUAUACGUCGCACAAUCAAGAGUAACCUCAAGACAAGGUAUCAAGAUUUUGCUAGCCUUGCAACAAGAUGAACCGACAGAGACAUUGACAAAUAUUGUUUUCAAAGAAGUGUUCAACUGA